Lepisosteus oculatus (spotted gar) is the source of this 13523-nucleotide messenger RNA. It is a transcript of the gene cep350, whose product is annotated as centrosomal protein 350. NCBI's taxonomy places the organism in Eukaryota, Metazoa, Chordata, Actinopteri, Semionotiformes, Lepisosteidae. Gene Ontology annotation, biological process: microtubule anchoring. Gene Ontology annotation, molecular function: microtubule binding. Gene Ontology annotation, cellular component: centrosome. The record is from RefSeq and is a predicted model, not a curated record.
UUGGUUAAUGGCGGAUGGGUUGGAGUAACGGCUGGUUUAGUGCGGCUUGUAAACCGGGAAAACAAAGCACAGGGGGCGGGUAAGGAUAAACUGACACAUGCGAUCACUUGUGCGGAUCCGAAGUGCGGACUCAGAAACGGAACGAUGAAGGGUUGAGCUGUCGCUGGGAAGAAAAGUGAAAGGGGACAUUGGAGAUACUGUGCAAUAUUCAGCGGCCUGAAGACCCCGGGGCUGGAAUUUUUAUCGGUAGGUUAGAGAAUUGAGAGCAGGGAAAUCGACGUGCUAGCAACUUCCAAACUCCUCAGAGAGUGGGCACCGGAGGCUCACCCGAUAUAGCCGAAAUGCCGCCGUGUCUUCUGCACGGGAGCCUGCCGGAGGACUGCUGUUGAGACUCGCCAGCCGGUAUUCUGGAUGCUGGGUGUUGAAUCCAGCAGCCCAAGUGCCCGUGUUGCCCGCUUGUCAUCGUGGUUUUUCCACCUUCACCCGGGUGUUCCGAUCAUCGGCUCCGUGUCCCGUGUUUGGUGAGAGGACGGUUGAGCGGCGGAGGCGCCGGGAUCGGCCGGUUUGUGAGUCACCCUUUCAGGGGUGUAGUCUCUGCCACAGCGUACUUGUCCCGGGGGAAGACCGAGCCGCGGAUUUCGAGGAAUCGCGGACUGCGGCUGUACCGAGAGUUUCAGCUGGGAACUGUUGUUUUGAAAGGUGGCAGGAGGAGCGACUGAAAGGAUCGGUUUUCGCUGUUUUGCGAUCUUCCUCCGAGGGGUCAGGGUCGGAGCCUCUGUAGGGCCCCGGCUGAUGUCCCGGGACACCGGACCACAGAGAUCGAUGCGGCGCUGAAGGCAUACGAGAGGGAUGCGGAGCAGCAAGCAGAGUGAGGCGAAGUUGACGGCCCCUGUGCACCCCGCCGAGCGGGACGCUGGCAGAGAGCUGUCAACAGCAUGGGACAGUCUCAGCCAGACCAAAGCUGCUCUACGACACAUUGAAAAUCGUCUGGAAGCUGCCCCCAGUACAUCAGUGCUGCUGGAUUCUGUGAUGGACACCAAGAAAACGUCCAGUAGUGCCACCAGGAAAAUCAGCCGCAAAGACGGACGGCACCUGGAAGACUCCUCCCACUCGGCCCCCUCUCUGAAAGCGGGCAGUCGCGGCCGUGCCCGCAGGGAGAGGGGCUCUCGCAGCCCCCUGAGAGCCACCACCCUGGAGAGUAAUGUCAAGAAGGCCAGCGGCGUGGAGUUCAGGGACCCCUUGGUCACAUACAGAGACCCCAUUCCGCCUCAUGUGACACAGAGUCUGCUGUCAGAGCUCCCCUCAAGCACACAGGCAAGAGAUGACCGGCUCAGCCGCCUGAUCUACCAGAGUGACACCCGUGACCUCCAGUGCCGAGACUUCGACAGUACGCGCUCUUCUGCGGUUGACAGCACCGUAGUGCGUUACCUCAACGACCUGACGGCCCUGGAGGCCCUGCACACCUCCGAAAUGCCGUCCAAUGCCACCGAGCACCAUGGGUACAGGGACUGCAGUGGUGGGGUCACGGGGGAGCCGAAAGACGAAGGGCCCUGUCCCUCCAGUGGUAAAGGCCAGGAUGGGGCUCAGGCGGUGGAGUCGUCACAGUCAUCCAGCCCUGGCUCCGCUUCCCAGCGGCUGGAGAACCUUCGGCGGCGGCAGCACGACAACAAGCUGGAGAAACUGAAGGAGCGAAUCCGCAAGCAGCGCGAGCAUUCGGAGGAGGCGGCCGAGAGGGAGCGGCUUCUGGGCCACUUGGACCAGCCUGUGGAGGUCAGCAGCACGGAGACUGCAGCACCAACAGCCAAAAUCCGCAAGGUGGCCACAGCACCUCCUGCACCUACAUAUAAAGGUUUCAAUCCUUCGGAGACCAAGAUUCGCACCGCAGAUGGCAAAGUGUGGCGUGAAGAGGACUUCCAGAAUCUUAGUAGGGAGAUCUACAGAGAUUUAUCUUUGCAGCUGACAGAUUGUGCAAAAUCAAAGGAUAAGCCUGCAGAGAAAGGGAAAGACAAGAAGUCUUUGAAACCUGUGAGAAAAAUACACAAAGCUGCUCGAUCACCUAGUCCCGAUGCCAAGCCAGGACACAUCAUCAGCACAGCAUCGUGGCGGGAAGGACAGAAGCUGGUAAAAAUGGUGUUAGGGCCAGCACCCAAGACAAUGCAGGAGCAGAGGGCUGAAUCCGCUGACAGAUCCGGCAGAACAGGACUCCCCGCAAGGACGACCUCCGAGACUCGCCUGGAAUCAAGACGCAGGUUGAGAGCCAGCAGUGCCGAGCGCCCCAGAAGUCGGGCGCAGUCUGAGGGCCAGCUGAGGAGCUCCCAGCCAAAAGUGGCUGAGGACAAACUGCCACGCAAAAACGACUUCCUGUCGGCGGAAAUCCAGGGCAUCCUCGACGACCUGCAGCUGGAGAGCCGGGUCGGCCAGUCCGAGCACCGGCGAGGGAGCAGGGGCCCGGGGGCGGGGGCCUCCUCGCGGCUCUCCCGCAGCGCCAGCCCCGCGAAGCGCAAACAGGAGGGCCCGAAGAAACGGCACUACGACGCCGACUCGGUGCGGCAGUACAUCGCGCGACAGCAGGAGGAGCGCAGGAAGAGGCAGGUGGAGGAGAAGCGGGCGCAGAAGGAGGAGGCCGAGCGCAAGAACAAGAGGCUUCAGGAGCUCUACAGGAAGCAGAAGGAAAGCUUCGCCAAGGCUAGGCUGGCUCCCGAGGGCCCUGCGCAGAAACGGCUCCAGGAUACCUACUCCAAACUCCUGGCGGAGCAUGACAGGCUAGAGGGGCUGCCUCAGUCGCUACCAGUGGUUAACAGCCUGCAGCCAAAACCCCUAUACCAGCCUUCAGGAGAGUCGGAUAAGGAGAACAAGGGCCAAGAUCGACCUCAGAGUGCUUCUUCAAGCAGCGAUUUGUCACUGUCUGAGCCACGGCCCCCUCCUCUGGACAGGAGUGAUCUGGCAGGAGCGUCUUGGAUGCAGCCAGACCGCCUGAGCCCAGCAGGCAGGGGACCUGUCCCUCUGGGUUCCUCUGCAGGAGGUCUUUUCACACAGCUGCUGGGCCUGGAGUCUGGUUUGUCGUCGAUGCAGAAGGAAGGCCAAACCAGAGGCCAGGCCGCCCCCUUUUCAGUUCCCGGCCAUCUAUCUAAAGUCAGUGUUCAAAACAAGAGCAAAAUAAACCGCAUAGAAGCCCUGAAAGCCACUGCCGCAUCCCUCUCCACUCGGAUAGAGAGCGAGGCACGGAAACUGGCUGGAGCGGGCAUUAAUUACGGCUCAGUGAGAGACUUGGACACGGAUGUGCUGCCUGCCGGUCAGCACGACAACGGGCGCUGGGCAAAGUCAGUGAGUCCCCCAGUCCGGGAGAGCAGUGAUCCAGGUGACUUGUCCGUCAGAAUCCAGAGACUUCUGAGUGCUGGCCACACUGCCUUUGAUGGUGCCUUGCCAGGAGUAGGUAACCUCCAUGACUUCAAAAGGCUCCGAGACCCAGCUAGGCCUCAGUCCGUCUCCACUGGCCAGGUGGCCAGAGCCUCAGAGGAGGAGGAGGAGAAGGGCAGCAUUCAGGACUCCAGUGCUGACUCCAUCAGUGAGGGGCCUCUCCUGAGCGAGGGCAGCCUCUCGGACAUGGAGACUUCCCAUCUGAAAGGUGUCCCCAGACCAGCUGACCAUCUGAAGAGCAGAGAGUUCUGUGUGGCAGAGAAGAACACCUUCCGGCCCAUCUCUCACUUCCAGAAAGAGGCAGAGAACUAUCCUGCUUUCAGCUCUGUCUCUGAAACCGUGGAUCGUGGCCCCUGGGAGGAGCUUGCAAAGGGCAGCCCCCACAGUGUCAUCAACAUCUUCACCAAGAGCCUCCAGACCUAUGGAAAGGUGCUGGAAGAGAAGCUGGAGAGGAGCUCUCCAGCCCUGCAGCCCCUCCCGCGGGUCACCAGUUCUCCGGAAUCGGCCUCGUACGAGGACGACUUCGUCUCGUCUCAGAGCAGCGGCAGCCACUCCCGCAGGCGAGGCCUUGCCAGGCUCAGCAAUGGAAGCAGUGCUAGCAGUCCUCAGGAGGAAUUUCCCAGUCAUCAGUCACCCUGUGACUCUCAGGCACCUGAACACAUAUCCCAUCAUUCAUCCGUGUCCACUCUGACAUCAUCCCCACAGUCAUCAAGUUCCAGUCGCAAGAGAGGUGGCGACGUGACGGAGGAGAGCACUCCUCGACAAACCCUGUUGGAUGAAGAUAACAGUCCUUCCUCGCAGGGCUCAGAGCCAGUGUGCCAGGACAGGAGGGCAUCCCCAGGAAAGAUGUCUCCUCGGAACACAGAGCUGAGCCCCGAAACAAACGGAUGUGCAGAGGACAGCCUGGGAGCCGAUGGUAAGAGAUCCCCUAGAUAUCCUGCCUCAUCUCCCUCGGGUUCUCCCACAAUUUCUGCUGCUCAGAAGACCCCACCAGCUGAAGCAUCCUCAGUCGGGGCUGACCGGAUGAAGACUGCCCCUCCUGUCCCGAAUUCUCUGCCUUCAUCGUCCGUGAGAUUCAAGCCCACUGCUGCUGCCAGCGCUUUCACAGAGAUCAGUGUCGGCACUGACACGGAGCCCAGUGCUGCAGGCUCUCUGCAGUUCUCGCCCAGUGCGCUCCAGCAGCGCAUGACAGCAGAGCUGAGCUACCUCGAUGCCAUGGAAGAGUCUGUACGGCAGCUCUCGGACGUGGAACGCGUGCGGGGAAUCUCCCUGGCACAGCAGGAGAGCGUCUCUCUGGCCCAGAUCCUCAAGGCCCAGCAGCAGAGGCACGAGCGCGACCUGUAUCUGCUGAAGUUGAAAGCCGAGCAGGAAGCUCUUGACAGUCAGCGGCAGCUGGAGGAGACCAGGCAGAAGGCCGCACAGGCUCACGCGGAGUCCCAGCAGAUGCUGGCUCAGUCUCAGCAGGAGGCACUGGGAGGCCUUCAGGAUGCCACCAGCAGGAUGAUCGCCCAGCAGGCUGAGGCCGUGCGUUACACUGCAGAUGCUGCUUGGCACAUCAAGGAGAUGACAGAGCUGGCACGCUCUCAGAUUGCCAGUGCAAUGAGUGUGCCCGCUGCCCCCAUCACAGCCCUGUACGACCAGCAGCGUCAACACCACUCGAGCUUCAUGAAGCAGCUUCGCUCCCUCAGUGACCUGGACAGCAGCAACAGUGAUGGGUCUCCUUUGAGAAUGAAGACAGAGGAGCAUCAUUCAUCAUUGGACAGCUAUUCAGAGUCCUCUCACUCUAAGACCCCCAGUAACAGCAGCAGUCAACCAGCGAGCUUGUCUGUGCCUUCUAUGGAGAGGAAAGAGAAGGCAUCACCUGUAAAGGAUGAGAGGGGCAGCUCUGUGGAAGAGGAGAUCCAAGCAGCAGCUGAUGAUUCAGUUCACAGUGAUAGUGUUCCCUCCUUGCCUGAUGAGAAAGAUACCAUCUCUGUUGCCACCGAGUACUCUCUGAAGUUCGACGAGUCAAUGACGGAAGAUGAGAUCGAGGAGAAAUCCUUCCGAUCCCUCCUGCCGUCCGAGUCCCACCGCCGGUUCACCCUUGAGAAGAAGCGUGACCCUCAUGAAGACUCGGAUGACGAGCCCUCCCAGGACAAAGCCACACUUUACGCUGAGGGACGAAUGCCGUUCUCCAGCGGUCAGGAUAGCUUCUCCAAGUUCACCAUGGACAUGGUGCGUCAGUACAUGAAGGAGGAGGAGGUCCGGGCCCAGCACCAGUCCUCUCUGCUGCGGCUCCGCGAGAAGGCCCUCAAAGAGAAGACCAAGGCCGAGCUGGCCUGGCUGGAGCACCAGAAGAGGCGGCUGAGGGACAAAGGGGAGGAUGACAAAAUGCCACCCAUACGUAAGAGGCAGCGAGGGCUGCUGCUGAAACUCCAGCAAGAGCAGGCGGAGAUCAAGCGACUUCAGGAGGCCAACAAGGCUGCCCGGAGGGAGAGGCAGCUGCUCCUCAAGCAGCAGGAGGAGAUCGCAAGAAUGCGUCACACCACCAUGAAACUGCAGGAGAAGCUGAAGUCAGCAGGGGACAUAAAUGUGGAGGCGGCCAAUUCGGACACUCUGGAAGAAGAGCUGAAGCCCAGCCCUGCCCAGACGGACCUAGAAACGCGCAGCCCCUCACCCCUCUCCGUCUCCGGCAGCGAGACCAGCAGCAUCAUGCAGAAGCUCAAGAAGAUGCGCAGCCACAUGGAUGAAAAACACUGCUCUCCUGUCCACUACUUCUUCUCUGUCUUUACGUCUCACCACUGGGCCUCUCUCAGUGUCUGUUUCCCCAACCUCCAUCCCAAAUUCCAGCUGUUUAUCUACAACCAGUUGGUCAGGUUCCUGACCAAGCGAGAGCAGCAGCUCGUGCAGCGGCGGCGCCACGCGGAGGAGCUGCUGGAGUGGAAGCGGCGGCUGGAUGAGGAGGAGGCCGAGGUGAGGCGCAUGGAGAAGGAGGCCCUGGCCGUGUGGGACAGACAGCUGCUGAGGGACAGCGCUGCCCGGAGAGAGCCGGGCCACAGCAGCCCCAGCGGCCGAGUUUGUGUCACAGAGCCCGGGAGUGAGGAGGAGGGUACUGCUGUGGAGACCCACUUCAGUCCUCGCACGGAUCUUUCUAUCCCUGAGGAGGUGGGCAGCCCCCCUGCAGAGACUCCUGUUUCUGAGCUGCCCACUCCAGAUAAGGAAACCAGUCUCCAAGACAGCUCUGCCUAUUCACAGGACUUUGAGAGUCCCUCUUCCCAUGACAAGACAACAGCGUCUUCAAAAGCCAAUAUCGGCAAAUCAAAGCAGGACAUGACCAAAUCCAGCAGCGGGACUAGCAGGAUGCAAGUGAGAUCAGUACCCAAGCCUUGCAAAGCUCCUGAGAUUUUGUCUGAUGAAUCUCCAUCCAUCACUGAAACGACAUCUGACCAGAGUGACAUUGAGAGCCGGAUUCGUGCUCUGAAGGAAGAGCUGCGGAGACGCAAAUCCAUUGUGUACCAGCUGAAGAAGGAGCAGAAGAAACGGCACAAGGAGCGUUUGAAGGCACAGGAGGCCAGCCUGCUCAAACAGCUGGAGUCUUAUAAUGACUUUAUCAACAAGACCAAGGCUGAGCUGGAUAAAGAACCCGACACUUCACCCACAACCAAACCUCAGAUCAAAACACCAUCCUCUGUCUCUGGGAAACCCAAGAUCAAACCCCCACCACUGCAAAGGUGUGAAACAAACAAGACUUGGAAGAUUGGUAGUGAAUCGGAAAAGUCUCCUUUGCCAGAUUCUCCUGCAAAACAUGAUGAUGACACCCUAUCAAGCAAGGAGAAGCUUGUACCUACAAACAAGGAGAGACCUUCCAAUGAAGAACCUACUAUUACUGUAUCUCCCAUCCAGGCUAGUCCAGAAACUGUCAAUGUUCCUGAGAGCCUAACUUCACCUGAGCCUGUUUUCAGAAACCUUUCUACAGACGCUCAGAUUCACAAUGAAGCAGCCAACACACAGGAAGAGAUUUCUGGAGAUGAAAGUGCUGUUUCGAGCCAGAGAUCUGAAAUUGUUGAAGAACUGGAGCAGCUGAACGAUGAAGAGUCGGAUUCUGAAAAUUUGCACUCCCAGUCUGAAGAUUUGCACUUAAAACAUCUGGGUUUGCUUACUAAAUCCCAGGAUCAGUCUGCUCAGAAGGAGGAACUACAUGAUCAUAAUGAGCUAACAACAGCAAAAGGAAUGGAUCUUGAAAAGGAUGCUUCCAUUGGAGAGAAAAUGGAACAGCAGGAAUCUGCUGUAGAUGGUGGUGAAGAAGAUGAGGGCAAUAAGUCUAGCAUCUCAUCAGAACCUAAAAAAUCAGAAAAGCCUACCAUCAUUCUUGCUGAGGAGCAUGAAGGUAUUGACCUCCCCUUAACAGAGAUGCUUUCUGCAGUAAGACAGAGUUCCUACUCUCCUGACAUUGAUGCGUUGUCACCAGAAAAAGAAAUGAUACCACCAGAAAAUGAAGAAUACCCCCCUGUAGAAUGCUACUGGGAUGAUUUUGAGUCUUCGUCAGAAUCCUCAUCACUGAAAGAUUCGCUUGAAUCCAAGGCAGCCUCCAUUGAAAAGGAAGGGGAGGAAAGGUCUCAGUGCAAGUCUCCUGCUUCAAUCAGUGAAGAAGUCAGCGAAGAGCUGAGUGAAAAAUCCAGUUCCACUAGUGGCAGCUUCCACUCAGGAAGACUCCUGGAGCUGACAUCUCAGGCUGAUGAUUUAAAAGGCAAGGAGAGUAGCAACAGGGAACAAAAUGAGGUCCUUAGCCCAGUACCAUCAUCACCUAAUUCAAGACCUCAUUCCCCAACUACCUCAGACUUGGAUCUGAUGUCUGAUUUCAACCUUGGGGACAGGGUUUUGGUAAGCAGUGUGCAACCCGGCACGCUUCGUUUCAAAGGGAAAACCAUCUUUGCCAAUGGCUUUUGGGCUGGAGUGGAGCUGGACAAGUCCGAGGGAAGUAACAACGGAACAUAUGAUGGGGUUGUUUACUUCAAGUGCAAAGAAGGGCAUGGCAUCUUUGCCCCGCCUGACAAAAUUACCCGGCUACCAGAUACAUAUGAGAUGUACGUGGACACCACAGAAGAUGAAGAUUCAUUUCUUGAUGACCAGUGUGAUGGUGAUUAUAAAGGAAAAGACGGGAAGAAAGAUGCAGGGAAUGAGCAAAACAGACGUGACCACAAGCGAGAGCAAACUGAGCCUAAAGGUAAUUUGAGAGACAGCACACCUACCAUUGAUGAUCCAGAAGAACCCCCUGCUCUCCAGAAUUCAGCUGAAAAGGAUGUUGAACUGAAUGACCUUGAAUUAGAAUCUGAUAAGGAAUUAAAUGAAGGCAAGCAUCUAAUUCUGAAUGGAAGACACAAAUUUGAUUUGGACAUGAAAACUUCAUCGGUGGAGGAGUGCAAUCUCUUGAAUUCAGAGGUUAACAGAUUUAGUAAGGAAGCUUCAAACCAACAGGAGCAGGAGAAGUCAUCUACUCCUCUGCUUGACCUUCUGGCUCGGGAGAAGGACCAUUUGGAGGUUCAGCUGAAGCCCCUCGAGCCUGAUGUGACCCCUGAGGUUCAGGAAGAAGAGACGCCCAAGAAAAGAGAGCAGCAAGCUAGCACAUUUGCUGAUAGGGUUCUCAACAAUUUUAUGAGAGAUGCUGUUAAGCAGAUACAACAAAUUAAGAAAGCUCGAAAUGAAAAGAUUGCUUUGGCAAAUCAGAAAGUGUUGGAUGACUUUGAAGAGGAACCUUCCCCAAGAGAUCCUCCACAGCAAACAUCACCUUCCGAAGUGCUGAAAGACAGUGCCUCUGAAUUUCUGGAUGAGGAGGGGGAUGGAGCUUCCUCCCCAGAGCUCUGUGCUAGACCGGAGAGUCCGGUGUUUGGAGCCAGUGGCCAGGAAGAGUUGGCCAAACGACUGGCAGAGCUGGAGCUGAGCCGCGAGCUGCUGGACGUGCUGGGAGGAGACGAGCAGGACUGGUUCGACGAGGACUUCGGCCUGAGCUCCCGCAAGGAGCAGCAGAGACAGCAGCAGCAGGGCGGCCCCGCGGAGCAGGCCGCGGCCGCCUCGCGCCCGGAGCCCCCGUCUCCGGCCAAGCCCCGGGAGGAGCCCCUCAUGGUGGUGCCGCACGUCGCGCCACAGGUUGAGAGGCUGGUGCACAUGGCGACUGAUGAGCUGUGGAAGUUCCAGGAGCUCGGGCACAGCGUCCACAAUGUCUCUGCCCCCGCCCACUAUCUGGGUAACGACACCAAGGGACAGGACAUCGAAAGCAUCAGCAGGCACAGCUACAAACAGUCUGUGUUCGACUUGACGAAGGAGAUCUUCCAGGAGAUCUUUGCUGAAGACCCCAACGCCAACCAGCCCCAAUGGAGGAAACCUCGCCGCUUGAACUCUUCUUACUACAGGAGAGUGAAAAAUCCUAAUAACAUCUCGGAAGUGAAGGCUUUUAUUACUGCAGAGGUAUUGAAGUUGUUUGGCCUAAAGAAAGACCAGAAUCAAAAAACAGACUGGCAAAAAAUGUUAAAAUUUGGAAGGAAAAAGCGUGACAGAGUGGAUCACAUCUUGGUCCAGGAGCUGCAUGAGGAGGAAUCACAGUGGGUUAAUUAUGAUGAAGAUGAGCUCUUUGUGAAGAUGCAGCUUGCUGAUGGGAUCUUUGAUGCCUUACUUAAAGACACAAUUGAUGUCCUGAACCAGUUACAGGACAGGAAGGCCGAGGAAGUCCUAUCAUGAACUCCUCUUCUGCCUUACAGGUCCAAGUUGCCUGUUACCCUUCACUUUUCAACUUGUGUCGCCUCCUUACCUGAACCCAACGUGCCAAUUAAAGCCUCAUGCCUUUAGCCAUCCUUUUUGAGCUCAGCUGUUCAGAUCUAGUUCCUUUUCCUGGACAUAUGAUGCCACCUUUGCCAACCAGUGGAACCUCAGACCGGUCAUAGACUUUACUCUUCACAUCAUCAAAAAUGAUGGAAUUUAUCUUCAGCAAUAUUUAUUCGUGUUCUUAAAGAUUAUUAUAAAAAGACAAUUCUGUAUAUCUUCUCUUCCCCUUGGAUCUGUGCAAAUUUGUGCUUGUGAAUUCUUCUUUUUGCCAGCUUUCCACCAUUUACUGGUAAGGCAGUUCAGUCUGCAUCACUUGAAUACGUGGACUCACUUUAUGUGCAUCCUUGAUGCAGAACUUUGCUCAUUAAUGAAAGAUCUCGGAAACCCAUCUGCCGUCUCAUUUUUCCUGUUGUACCCACAAGAUUUCAUCUGCCUUAAGCGUGUCACAAAAUGUAGCAAUUGGCAAUGUUGGCAUUCAGAAAGUGUCAGGUGGUUUUCAGACCCAGAUAAGGAGGAGAGGGGGCAAAGCUCUUACCAUCAGCUCACUUUCCCAUCUAUGGUCUCUUGACUCUCUGAUUUGUACAAGGCACUCAUGAGACAUGCAGUCUGUGGGAGUAAAGCCGAAAGAUGGUCACGCACCUGUGGAUUGUUUCGGUUGCAUCUGAGAUUUGGAUCUUCAGCUGGACAACGAAGAUAGUCCCCAGACACUGGUAGUUAAGGUUUUGCACAGGAGCCAGUGGAUUCUGCACAGGGGGGAAAAAAAAACUAUAAGAAAUAUUAAUAAACAUUUAUAGUAGAAAAGAGAAGUUUUUUGUAAUGUUGUAUCCUUAUCAUUGUCCUAAUUUAUUAAGUAGAACACAUAAUUCAAUGUUAGGAGAUAAGUCUUUUUAGAGUAAUGUGCAAGGCUAAAAUAAAUUGACACGUUUUAAAAUUCCUUGGGGAUUUUUUUUUUAAACCCAGAAAUGAGCAAGAUGUUCACUUGCAUCAUAAAAGAGUUUUUAAAUGCGAGUAUUAGGAAGAUUUAGAUUUAAAUGGUUAGUACACUAAUGCAGAACUGAAUUUAAAGUUCAAGCACAGAAGAAUGACGUAGUAAUACAUCAAGGUCAAUUCUACAAGGUGGAAUGGUUAUAUUUCAGGACAACACAUUAUUCCUUUGUACCCAAAAAACACGAAAAUACAGUCACAAAUCCAGCAACAUUUCUAAAACGCAGUAAGAUGCAAUGCGAUUUUGUUUCUGGUGACCUAUCUUUAAAUAAGCACUGGACUGAAAAUACAGAUCUGUACCAAUCCCAUCCUGGAUACUUGACACUGUGCUGCAGACCAGUCUUGCUUGUGCAACAAACAUGAUCUUUUUUUUCAAUGUAUAAAAUGAGGGCUUUCCAACCAAGAUAAGCACUGCAAAGCUGGAUUUUCAUUAGCGAGAGUUGCCUUUUCUGUUACUUGAUUCUGUUUUAAGUGCCUCAUAGGUUAUGUAGGCGUUGAUGCUUUUGUAGAAGUCUUCAGUUUUAUUCUAAUGGGCUACAUUAACAUUUACCAUCCAGGCAUCAUGUUUCAUUUCCAUUCAGAUUAUUCUAAAUUCAGCCUUAUUUAACUCCCACCAAACAGAAUACUUUACCGAAGGCGAUGCAGCAAGGUUACUGCUUGGGUUUCCUUGCAAAGAAACAGAGGUGUAAUGCUUAAAAAUGAAACAUGAGUAAACUCAGGUUACAAGAUCCUGUGGUGCAUUCUGUUAUCAGUACUCUGCACAGUAGCAAUCCUAAGAUGUUAAAAUGACAGGUCACUGAUUGGAUCCAGUCUUUUGUUUUUAUCUUUUACCUUUUGCCUCCUGCCUUUUAUCAUUUGUUUGUUCUCAUAGCUGAUUUCUCAACAAUGGUACGGUACUUUCGAAUUCCUAGGUCCUCCAUCUUUAAAGAAAUAGUUAGAUAAAUGGAAAUACACAUACUUUCAGUGGCUAGGUUGUACUUCAAAAGCUCUGAAUCUGGGACAGUUCAUCUGGCUAUUGAUUAGAUCCACAGUUAUGUAGUGGAAAGAAAAUAUGUAGCUGUUUACUUUGAAAUGUUGCCAAUGAUGGUGCAAUGAUAGCUCAAGGGCUAUCAUAGUCUUAUGUCAGUCCAGGUUAUAUUGUUGUAUAUGACUGUGACAGCUGUGUGUAGCAAUUUCCAUCUUGCCACAGGAGUUUCUUAUUGCAGUUUAGCAACUGUCUGGCUGUUUGUAUCAGUGAUUCAGUAUCUAAUUACAUUCUAACCAGUUAAAUAUAACUGAUCACUGCACCGAUUGCUAGCCGUGGCUUGUCAAUGCAUUUUUUUAAAGUGUCCUUAACGGUGAAGGGAGACAAAAACCAUCUCCAUUGUUUGGCAUCUUGGCAUUGUUUUAGGUUCUGUGUUGGUAAUCCACACUAUCAGAGAAAACAAGAGCAUCCAUGGUAAAUGAAGCUGAGUUUUAAAACCAUAUGUUUAUUGAUACAAAGGUGUUCCUGGAUACCAGUCUCUGAAUCUGUCCCCGGUGUUCAUGCUGUGUGACAUGAGGAAGUACGUCUUCCCUCUUUGAAAUGUCAUGGGAGUGAUUUAUACCUGCUCCGUUGCACCACGGUUAAAGUAUUUUUAAAUGGUCACUAAAAGCUGCAUCUUGACCCACCCUCAUCCCUUCAUUGGUGUUUUGUGAAUGCAGUGUGGCUGAAGACUCAUCUGGGUCACCCCAGUUUUGCGGAGCUAUCCUGUUUUGUAUUGAUGGUACAGUCCCUAUGUAAACACGAAUAGGGUGAUACCUUUGAGAGCUGACGUGAAUAAUUCAUUCUGUGCCGUUUGCAACACCUUAUUAUGCAAGUUCGGUGGUCAGUAUCUGAUACUGACCACAACUGCUAGGUCAAAGAAGAGUGAUGCUAGUGUUUUUGCAUAAGGGUUAAACUGAAGCCAUAAACGGUGUGAGACUACUAGAGGCACCUAGUAAGACAGGGCAUCCUAGGAUAAACUGCAGUCAAAGGCUGGUUUUAUAAAAGAAUGUGGUGCUAGGCACAAAUGAUUUGCUAAUCAGUUCAUUUUUUUAAUUCUUAAUGUAGGGCAAUUGCAAUUCAGAGUUUGUGACUAUUUAAAUGACAAUAAUGUACUGUGAGUGAAACAAAUGAAAUGAAGACUUAAUGAUCUGUCUACAGGGUGUAAAUAUGUAGGCUCUCAUCUGCUGUUUGAUAUGACUCGGUUACUAAUGAAUUUGUGUAAGAUUGUUGUAAAAUAACCUGGUUCCCUUAUGUGUAUACGAAUAUGUAUAUAUUAUACAUAUAUAUAUUUGUUAACUAAAUUGAACUUUAAAAUUGUAAA